UGCGGUGUGUGCGCGCGAGGGCUGUCCCAGCGAGCGGGUCUGGUGAAGCCUGAUCGGCUAGCUCUCAGGCGCGCCUGAGGGAGCCCAGCGGUGGCCUGUGGUCUGCUUCGUACCGGGGUGCAGCGUGCCGACGGCAAAGAUGCCGACCUCGGAGCUGGACGAGACCAGCUGGAGCGUGGACGACCUCUGCGAGGGCGAAUUCGACGCGCGCGCUACCUUUCUCGUGCGCGACUCGCCGACCGGCACCGACGUGCCCGAUCGGGCGCGCGCCUCGCGGCCCAAGAACGUCAUCAUUAAAGACGGGGUUCCCGGGGUACGGGCCAAGAUUGGUCUUCCAAAGGGCACCCGCUUCGGGCCUCUGGUGGGCGAAGCGCUCCAGAGGCACGAGGUGUCACCGACGGCAAUCAAGAAAUAUUUCUGGAGGGAUUUCUGUCCGCUCUACUACCCUCACCGCUGGGAAAGCAUCGCAAGACAUCAGGUGUACACCUCCAAGGACGACUAUUACUUUCUGGACGCUUGCGACACCAGAAAGUCGAACUGGAUGCGAUACGUGAACCCGGCGUUCUCGCCCGACUCGCAGAACUUAGUGGCGUGUCAACACGAGCAAAACAUUUACUUCUACACGAUCCGCGACAUUCAGCCGGGCGAGGAGAUGAUGGUGUGGUACUGCCGCGAGUUUGCUCAGCGGCUGAACUACCCCGUGUCUGGAUCGCUAAUGCUCGACCAGAUCCAGCAACGCGUCAAGGUGGACCAGCCUUGCGAGCAGACGAGGCCCGAGGUCAAGCUGGAGCCGGCGGCGCCAGAGCGGGCCGAGUACGCGGCGCACACACAGAUCUCGCCAGUGCGCUCGGACGAGGGCUACCUGAGCCACGAGUACCAGGACGACUCGCCACCGCACGAGCCCAGCAGCGACGAGGAGGCCGAUAACAACUACGUGCUGGACUUCAGCAAGACGAGCAAGCGGAGGCGCGACGAGGACGACUCGCGCAACGAGUUCCGCAAGGUCAAGAUCAAGAUGUCCAAGGCGUACCACAUCAAGUCGCAGAACGAGGCGGAGCGGCGCCGCCAGGACUCGUCAUCAGCCGAGCCGCACGAGGAGGUAGCGUCGGCGCUGUCACGGCCCGCCGCCGCCGCCGCCUUCAGCCCGCCGCUGGCGAGUCCGCGGCACGCGCCCGAGCCGCGUCCGUCGAGCCCGGCGGCGGCGAGCCCGCGGCUGGCCGAGGCGCGCCCCUCCAGCCCCUGCACGCCGCCCACCUACCACGUGCUGAGCGCACCGGCGCCGCCGCCACCGCCGCCGCCGACGGUGCCGGCGGCACCGCAGCAGUCGCACGUCAGCGGCGGCAGCGAGCGUGUGCCCGACCAGAGCUGGGUGUCGGAGGCGUACCGGGCGCCAUUCUUCCGCGAGCGGCGAGCGGCGCGCUCGCCGGGCGCCGACUCGCCGUACCAGCCGGUCUCGGACAGCACGCAGGUGGGACGCGAGCCAGGGUCGCGCGAGUUUCAGGAGCGGCUGCGCCGCUACGGCGUCGACCCCGUGGGCGCGCGGCCCAACAGCAGCCUGCUCGAGAACAUCCUGCUCUACAAGAAAGACGAGCCGCGCCUACUUGAGCCAGUACAGGUGAUCGUUGCGAGCGACUCGACGCCCGCGCCCGACUCCAACACCUCGCCUGGCGGCUACUACUACCGCCACCCUGGCCAGCGCUAUCCGGACUCGAUGCAGCCGAGUCCGGACUCGAGCUCGGCACCGGCGCCGGCGCCGCGCCCGUCGGCGCCGCCGCCGGCGCUACCCGGCCCGCUGCCCACCUCCUCCACACCGCUGUACCCGUGCUUCCCGUCGUACCAGUACCAGUACGCACCGUACGCGAGCGAGGCGUACCCGGGGCGUGGCGACAAGUUUCCGAGCUUCGCGGCGUCGCAGCUGUCGCCGGGCGGGCUGAGCACGGCCUCGGCGGCGAGCGGCGAGUCGGGCGGCGAGCAGCGUCCGCGCGGCUUCCGCUCCCUGCCCUACCCGCUGGAGAAGAAGGACGGCAAGAUGCACUACCAGUGCAACCAGUGCCUCAAGACGUUCGGCCAGCUGAGCAACCUUAAGGUGCACCUGCGCACGCACAGCGGCGAGCGGCCCUUCAAGUGUGACGUCUGCAGCAAGAGCUUCACCCAGCUGGCGCACCUGCAGAAGCAUAACCUGGUCCACACCGGUGAGAAGCCGCACGAGUGCCAGCUCUGCAACAAGCGCUUCAGCUCCACCUCGAACUUGAAGACGCACAUGCGACUGCACUCGGGCCAGAAGCCGUACGUGUGCGACAUCUGCCCGUCGCGCUUCACGCAGUUCGUGCACCUGAAGCUACACAAGCGGCUGCACACCAACGAGCGGCCGUUCACGUGCGAGUCGUGCCACAAGCGCUACAUCAGCGCGUCGGGCCUGCGCACCCACUGGAAGUCGACCACAUGCAAGCCAACCGCCGAGCAGGAGCGGCAGCUGCGCGUUGGGCGCGAGGCCGGCGGCCGCAGCCCUGGCUCGCAGCCCAGCCUGUCGCCGCGGCCCGAGCUGGCGCUCAGUGACGUCAGCAACGACAGCGUGACGUCGGUGGUGGCCGAGGCAGCUGAGUGGGCCGGCCGCCAGUCGCCGAGCAGCUCAGUGGUGCCACCUGGCGGGCCGCCGCCGCCGCCGGCGGCGCCGCGCUACCAGCCAGCCGCGCCGCCGCCGCCGCCGCCCGCACGCCCCUCGGUCAUCGACACCUCUCAGCUGCACGUCAUCGAGUGCUCGUAGCCGGCGGCGACGCCGCUCCGCGAGCUGCGGCCGUUGAUCGCGGCCAGCUCCUGCCGCCGAUGCGACGUGGGUCGGCCGCAGAACGAGACCUUGGCUGUUUCGAUGGCGACGUUGUGUAUGUAAUAUUUCUGGUGACUCAGUUGCAAACUUCCGUGGCAUUGUACAGUAUUCUUUACACUUAAUGCUUUUACCGUGCUUAUCGUAUCGCUGUUUUCGCGUCUUGGAGGGACUGGAUAGCCAUAGGUGCAAUAUGAUGUAGAGAUCUUCGAUGUCGGGCGUAGAUUUACUUUUGAGACGCUGUCGAUUUUUCAACGAGCAUGAUUCUGUAAGCAAUAAUAUGUGUAUGCGC
Messenger RNA from Pollicipes pollicipes, 3113 nucleotides. Its product is annotated as PR domain zinc finger protein 1. Bases 140 to 2764 code for a protein of 874 amino acids. The record is from RefSeq and is a predicted model, not a curated record. Gene Ontology annotation, molecular function: DNA-binding transcription repressor activity, RNA polymerase II-specific; RNA polymerase II cis-regulatory region sequence-specific DNA binding; protein binding. The transcript is spliced from 8 exons. NCBI's taxonomy places the organism in Eukaryota, Metazoa, Arthropoda, Thecostraca, Pollicipedomorpha, Pollicipedidae. Gene Ontology annotation, cellular component: nucleus; cytoplasm. Gene Ontology annotation, biological process: cell fate commitment; regulation of transcription by RNA polymerase II.